Merops nubicus (carmine bee-eater) is the source of this 1576-nucleotide messenger RNA. RefSeq names its product solute carrier family 9, subfamily A (NHE3, cation proton antiporter 3), member 3 (gene SLC9A3). Gene Ontology annotation, biological process: regulation of pH; sodium ion transport; proton transmembrane transport. The record is from RefSeq and is a predicted model, not a curated record. NCBI's taxonomy places the organism in Eukaryota, Metazoa, Chordata, Aves, Coraciiformes, Meropidae. The annotation marks the transcript as partial. Gene Ontology annotation, cellular component: brush border membrane; apical plasma membrane. The transcript is spliced from 11 exons. Gene Ontology annotation, molecular function: sodium:proton antiporter activity.
GAUAACUUUCUGUGGCAUCUGCUGUCAGAAAUACGUCAAGGCUAACAUAUCUGAACAAUCUUCCACAACUGUGAGAUAUACCAUGAAAAUGAUGGCCAGUGGAGCAGAAACUAUUAUCUUCAUGUUCCUAGGAAUUUCAGCUGUAAAUCCAAAUAUCUGGGUUUGGAAUACAGCUUUUAUUCUGUUGACUUUGGUCUUCAUCUCAGUAUAUAGAGUCAUUGGUGUAGUUUUACAGACAUGGAUUCUUAACCACUACAGAAUGGUCCAGUUGGAGAUAAUCGACCAGGUGGUGAUGUCCUAUGGUGGACUACGUGGAGCGGUUGCUUUUGCCCUGGUUGUACUUCUGGAUGAGAACAAAGUGAGAGAGAGAAACCUGUUUGUCAGCACAACUAUCAUUGUUGUGUUUUUUACUGUUAUUUUCCAGGGACUGACUAUCAAGCCAUUGGUACAGUGGCUGAAAGUGAAGAAAACUGAACACAGAGAGCCAAAACUGAAUGAGAAGCUUCAUGGCAGAGCCUUUGAUCACAUUCUUUCUGCUAUAGAAGACAUUUCUGGACAAAUAGGACAUAAUUAUCUGAGAGACAAGUGGUCCAAUUUUGAUAGGAAAUUCCUCAGUAAAGUACUGAUGAGAAGGUCUGCUCAAAAAUCAAGAGACCAGAUCCUUAAUGUUUUCCAUGAACUCAACUUGAAGGAUGCAAUUAGCUAUGUGGCAGAGGGAGAACGUAGAGGUUCCUUGGCAUUUAUACGUUCUCCAAGUACAGACAACAUGGUAAAUGUGGAUUUCAGUACCCCACGCCCAAGUACUGUGGAAAGCUCUGUCUCUUAUUUACUGAGAGAAAAAGCUGGACCAGUUUGCCUUGACAUGCAAGCUUUAGAGCAAAGGAGGAAAAGUAUCCGAGACACAGAAGACACAGUAGCUCAUCACACCCUACAACAGUACCUGUAUAAACCCAGACAGGAGCACAAACACCUGUACAGUCGACAUGAGAUCAUGCACAGUGAAGAUGAGAAACAAGACAAGGAGAUUUUCCACAGGACAAUGAGGAAGCGCUUAGAAUCUUUCAAGAGUACCAAACUAGGAAUAAACCAUCCCAAGAAACUCAAUAAAAUCCACAAGCGUGACCGGGGCCAAAAAAAGCGAAACAGCAGUGCAAUACCAAAUGGACAAAUAACGUCAGAAAAUCCAGCACAAGAUUUUACUUUGAAGGAAAAAGAUUUGGAGUUUUCUGAGUCAGAAGAAAAUAAUGAUUAUGAAACUUUGCAUCUAGGCAAAGGAGUUGAUUUCCUGGCUAAUGUGACGAAGCAAAAUUUCACAGACACUUCUACCGGAAUUGAUAACCCAGUAUUUUCAGCUGAUGAUGAUCAAAGCAUCUACAUGAAGUUCUCACCAUGGUUAUCUAGUGAAGACACUGUGGUACCAUCACAAAGGGCCCGAGUGCAGAUCCCAUAUUCUCCAACCAACUUCAGACGGCUCACUCCAUUCCGGCUCAGCAAUAAAUCCAUAGAUUCCUUCCUGCUAGCAGAUGGCCCAGAGGAUCGACCCAGGUCUUUUCUCCCAGAAUCAACACAUAUGUAA